AUGGACAGCCCUCGAAGCACCAAACCGGCACAGCAGCAGCCUCCAGUCAAGCGAAGGAGCCGAACCGGCUGCCAAACGUGCAAGAGGAGGCGUGUCAAAUGCGAUGAGCAUCGGGACGUUUGUAACAACUGCACCCGUUUACACCUGGUCUGCCAGUAUGACAACCCUAACAGCCAGUCUGGGAAAACGAGGCUGCGCCCAAUUGCAGCAGGGAGAAGAAGAAGCUCCGUUUCGCAGGGAGUGUCCAGGGUGAUUCCUUUGCCAUCGUACGGCCCCCAGGACCCUUUGAGCCCGACGCGGGGAGUGUCCGAGUCCUCUCCGCUCAAUUCCAAUUCAUCAACGCAAGGCAUCAAAACCCUUCCUACAGACCUCACGACGCCUCGAAAUGACGCCACCGCCACACCGGUGCUGCCGAAUGACAUAGGAGUUGCAACGGCUCCUGUCUUUGGUGGCCAGGGUCCCGUUGACUUGGACGCGUGGGAUCUCGGUCUCCUUGGUGAUUCCAGUUUCUGGCCUCAUGUAACCUUCAAUGGGCCUCUAGACAACAAUCCCGUAACUCAGCAAACUGCGCUUCCUUUCGAGACAGCCGGUAGUUGCCAUUCCACGGUCAAGACUCCUCGAUCUGUUCCCAUAACCGUGACACCAGGGUCCGGGGUGACCAGUGGAGAACUCACUCUGCUACGGCAUCUCGCCGACUUUGCAGUGCCUCCAAUCUUAAUCGGCGUAGAACCUCGUUGGAACAGCGCGCGAGUCUCCCUCUUACGGCUGGCAAAUUCGAGUCCGGUGGUCAGGCAUGCGAUUUGCGCGUUCUCGGCCCUGUCAUUUGCGGGAUCGCCAGAGGCAUCAAAGAAUUCGGUCCCUUCUUCGACGCAUUACUACGAACUCGGCCUGAGUGAGAUCCGGGAGAUCCUUGAGCGCGUGUCGGACAAAGUGGAUGCGACGACACAUGAGGUCAUCUUAGCUUCUGUGUUUUUCCUCUGCUAUGUUGAGCUGACCACGACAUCUGUUCCAACCAAUACUUACGAACUGCUCCGGCGAGCUCACAGCAUAUCCAACACUGUACAGAGACCUUUGACCGUCCUAGGCGCUCAACUGCGGACAUGGCUCAAGCUUCUUGAUGCGAAAGUCGUCAGUGCGGGCGGGGAUGGUGCCCAUCUUCUUAUUACCCCUGACGUACAGGACUUGGAAGGAUUCGGGGAUGGCGUGUCGCCCGUCAACGACCAGGACGCAGAUCCGUCCAACGGCGACGAAGCGGCUAUCCUCGAGACAGAAGAUAUUCUCUACAACUCGCUGAACAGGCUCGCCUACAAUUUCUACCUGCAGGUGUUGACAUUCUCCGGUCGAAUAGCUCAACUCGACCAAUGGCACCGAUCUCGCGGCACCGUUGCGGAUGAAUUCGAGGUGAUGUGUGCCGCCGACAAGAUCGUGAAGGAUCUUGGCGCUCUGUGGACCCGGCGACCGGCCAUCAUCGACCUUGCGGACAAAGGUGACCAACUUCGACAACAUUUGUCUCAAGAUCUGGCUGCCAAGAUCGAACAGAAUCUGCGCACCUACUGCGCCAACUUCUACGCGUGCUAUAUCCACCUCCAACGAGUCGCUUAUGUGCAUCUCCCAUCGACUCCUCAGGCCAAACGUGCCUUGGACAAAAUCAUCCACUUUGCGCGACUCUCCGUCAAUGAAGGCCGCACCCUGUCCAUCAGCAUGAUGUGGCCAUUAAUGAUGGCAGGCUGCGAAUGUGAGGAUAGCGAGACCCGAGAAUGGAUAAUCCAGUGCAUUGAAGGCAUGAAGGGUAGUGUCAGUAAUGCCUCUCGGACGGCGCAGCUGGUGCGAGAAGUCGUCCGCAGGCAACAGAAAGAGGGAAAGAGGCAGAACGCAAGAGCGGUGAUGCAGGAACUCUUUGGGACGGUUUUCGCGAUCAUUUAG
Messenger RNA from Rasamsonia emersonii CBS 393.64, 1923 nucleotides. RefSeq lists its product as uncharacterized. NCBI's taxonomy places the organism in Eukaryota, Fungi, Ascomycota, Eurotiomycetes, Eurotiales, Trichocomaceae. Gene Ontology annotation, biological process: positive regulation of transcription by RNA polymerase II. The transcript has a single exon. Bases 1 to 1923 code for a protein of 640 amino acids. The record is from RefSeq and is a predicted model, not a curated record. Gene Ontology annotation, cellular component: nucleus. Gene Ontology annotation, molecular function: transcription cis-regulatory region binding; DNA-binding transcription factor activity, RNA polymerase II-specific; zinc ion binding.